Molecule: messenger RNA, 755 nt
Organism: Cynara cardunculus var. scolymus (artichoke)
Lineage: Eukaryota; Viridiplantae; Streptophyta; Magnoliopsida; Asterales; Asteraceae
Product: 40S ribosomal protein S24-1-like
Exons: 6
Coding region: 126-536 (136 amino acids)
Biological process (GO): translation
Cellular component (GO): ribosome
Molecular function (GO): structural constituent of ribosome
Source: RefSeq, a predicted model, not a curated record
UUAUACAUCGCGAUUAGGGUUUUUUUUUUCACUUCGUUCCCAUCCGAUAACUAGCAGGACGAAGAAGAGGCAGAGCCGCCGUCCAUUGGAGUAGCUGUAGCAGGUUCGUCUCUUCCGUAGUGAAAAUGGCGGACACUAAGGCUGUGACAAUUCGUACAAGGAAGUUCAUGACAAACAGGCUUCUUUCCAGGAAGCAAUUUGUGAUCGAUGUGCUACAUCCAGGAAGGCCCAAUGUAUCCAAGGCUGAACUGAAGGAGAAGUUGGGAAGGAUAUACGAUGUUAAAGAUCCAAGUUCUAUCUUUGUAUUCAAGUUCAGGACUCACUUUGGUGGGGGUAAAUCAACUGGUUUUGGAUUGAUCUAUGAUUCUGUUGAGAAUGCAAAGAAGUAUGAGCCAAAGUACAGGCUCGUCAGGAAUGGCUUGGACACCAAGAUUGAGAAGUCAAGAAAGCAGAUGAAGGAAAGAAAGAACAGGUCCAAGAAGAUCAGAGGUGUAAAGAAGACCAAGGCCGGAGAUGCUGCCAAGAAGAAGAAGUAAGCGUUGAGAGAUUAUGCUGCAAUUUUCAAAAUUAUCUUAGCAUCGUAUCUUUUUGGAUAUCUUGGUAUUCGACUCCUUAUCACAUCUUUAAAUUAUGAUCAAAUUGGAUAUUACGACGCUGAGAUGACCUGAGUUUUUUAGAGCUUGAUAUAGCAAGAACAUUAUAUGUGAUCUAUCGACAUUUUGUCCAAUUUUUUAUGGUUAUUUGUUUUGCAAAAA